AUGGUAGAACAACCUCGCAUUCUGCGACCUCGUCCGCGUCGCGUAUUCGAAAUCCCCACAUCCAACGACUCGUCCGGCCCCCCUACACCCGCCGAAGCAUCCAAUGCCGACCUACUGAACCCCAACCUCUCCAACUUUCAGGAGAGCACAUCCACAAGCGUAAGCCGUACAGGCUCAAUUCUCAACCUAACCUCCUCAACCCUCUACGGAAUCUACCAGCCGACCGCAUUCGAUAGUCUCCGCGAUGAGUCCAGCCCCUGGGGAACGGAAGCCAACUCACCAGCAGCCGAUUACCCGCCCGAACCAUCACAAAGCGCCGCCUUGAAAACCGCCAUCGAGCCUCGUCCUUGGGCACUGCGGCGGACACGCUCGCGGCUCAGCCAUGGCUUGUUCCGUGGUGUCAUAUUGCCGCAGGCUAUGAGCAGUGCAUUGCUCUUGGGAUUCGGCAUUGUCUACGGGGUGAUUACUGUGCAUUUGCAUGAUAACCACUGGAUCACGCCCGUGAAGCUGGAGAAUAUCCAUUACUACGAUUCCUGGCAGUAUUUGGGUAUCUGGGGGUUGGCGGGUGUUGCCUUGGGGAAUGUGCUCCCUUGGUUGGAUAGUUGGCGGGAUAUCGAGUCGGUGCGUGAGGAGCAGUCGAAGCGUGCACGGAAUGAGGAUGAGAGUGAGGAUCGUACUCCUUCGUGGGUGGCUGUUGCUCGCAGCGUUGGUGCGUUCGUUGGAAUUGCUUUUGCCAUGCGUCGUCUUCCCUGGGAAUCUACGACUCAGGCUUCACUUACCCUUGCCCUUGCGAACCCCGUUCUGUGGUACCUGAUUGACCGUACCCAGACUGGCUUCCUGCUGGCUACUUUUGUGGGUGUCGUUGGUAUGAGUGGCGUCCUGGGCUUGAAGCCUGAGUUGAUCCCGGCAUCUACUGGCCCAUCGGUGGGCGCUACUUUCCUUAACGGGACUGGUUGGGAGAAUUCAUUGGGAGCAGGUAUUACUCAGGAGAGUAUCGCUGUCCGUACCUGGGUUGCGAGUGUGAUUUUCUGUGCAUGUGUUUGUUUUGGCAACAUUGGCCGCCAGCUCGCUAUUGGAGCCAACCACAGAGAGACCCUGAAGUCGUGA
This is a messenger RNA of Penicillium odoratum, 1107 nucleotides long. RefSeq names its product INSIG family protein. The coding region runs from base 1 to 1107 and encodes 368 amino acids. Lineage: Eukaryota; Fungi; Ascomycota; Eurotiomycetes; Eurotiales; Aspergillaceae. The transcript has 2 exons. Gene Ontology annotation, cellular component: endoplasmic reticulum. Gene Ontology annotation, biological process: sterol biosynthetic process. The record is from RefSeq and is a predicted model, not a curated record.